UUUCCUAAAGUUGAUUCGGCUGUCAACUUUAUGGGGGCCAAUGGUCCAUGCAAAUGGCGGAGUUGAUUUGAUUUUGAUGUUGAGAUGGUGAGGUGCAGAGCACAAUAGAUAGCCGAGUUUUUGGGUUGUCAAAUUCAACAAGAUAUACAAAAUCUCUAUAUAAAGAGUCUAUUGCCAGUCAUACAGAUUAGACUAUGGUAGUGAUCCCAAGAGCCCACCUAAUCAAAGGAGCUGGACAAGACUAUGCUAGUGAUUUCAUUUCUGCGUGGUUGUGCAACCAGGCUAAGAUUUUGAUCUAGCUCUACAAGGACCUUAGGUUUAGGAUAGCUCCAGUUCAACCCUAGUGGCAAGUGCUUACAAUUGCCGGAUACCCAUUAUAUUCUCUUCAGAAAGGCAUAUCUGGUUCAUUAGGAAUCACCUUCAAAGGUAUUCCUUCUAGCUAUUGAGCCCUUGUAUUGGUGAUGGGUAAAGGGGCUAUAAAUGCAGACAAGAGGGGUACAAAACAUCCCAUAUAUAUAGGUGUGAGAAAGAGGAAGUGGGGACUAUGGGUGUCAGAAAUAAGAGAGCCAAAGAAGGAGAAGAGGAUAUGGCUGGGCUCAUUUCCCACACCAGAGAUGGCAGCUCGUGCACAUGAUGCAGCUGUGUUAGCAUUAAAAGGGGAUACUGCCAAUUUCAAUUUCCCUGAAUCGAUUCAAUCCCUUCCUCGCCCUGCAACUUUGUCUGCAACAGACAUUCAGGCUGCUGCUGUCGAAGCUGCGUACUCUUUUCAACAGCCAGAAGAGGAACAAGUACCCCAUUUGAGCUGCAGCAGCAAUAAUGAUGAUGAGAGGAAUGAUUUCCUAGACUUGGACCUCCUCUUACACAAUCCAAGUAAUGAGGCUGAACCCUGUGAUAUUGCAGGUCCUGAUAACAACAGUGAAGUGGUGGAGUCAUGGGUGGACUGGCCAAACUUACUAAUGAACAUUGCAGAUGGAGUGCCAGUCGGGUCUUCUCUCCUGUUUCACAAUCAAUUCUAUGGAGAAGAGGAACAAGAUCACCAGUUCGUGUCUCUUUGGGAUUUCACAUAAACUAUUGUGUAGCUAGUUAUCUUUAUUUAGCCAAGAUUACCAUGGGCAUAAGGUAUACGUUAUAGAAUGGGAAAAAAAAAGCUGAGGAUCAGUAUGCGCAGCCCAGGUUAUAGACGGAUUGGUAAGGUGAGUUUAUUAGGUAAAUAGGAGGGGAAAAAACUGUACAAAAUUUAAACAGUAUAUAAGAAACCCAAAAAGUACGCCUUAUGACAUAAGAUUGUAUCAAGUUGCUCUAAUGGGAUUCAAAAAAUUCGCGUUUAUUUUUAU
Cryptomeria japonica (Japanese cedar) is the source of this 1334-nucleotide messenger RNA. RefSeq names its product ethylene-responsive transcription factor ERF039. Gene Ontology annotation, biological process: regulation of DNA-templated transcription. Gene Ontology annotation, molecular function: DNA binding; DNA-binding transcription factor activity. The record is from RefSeq and is a predicted model, not a curated record. Bases 462 to 1067 code for a protein of 201 amino acids. Lineage: Eukaryota; Viridiplantae; Streptophyta; Pinopsida; Cupressales; Cupressaceae. The transcript has a single exon.